GGAUUGUUCUGGGGUCUCGCCGUGUGAGGGGGGGACCUGGUCCGAGGGAGCUAUGAAUUUUGAAUUCGAGAGGGAGAUCGGGUUCAUCAACAGCCAGCCGUCCCUCGCAGAGUGCCUCACGUCCUUCCCCGCCACCCUGGACUCAUUUCAAACUUCAUCAAUCAAGGAGUCGACAGGAAUUCCGCCUCCCUUCGAGCACACCAUCCCCAGCCUCAGCCCCUGCACGCGCAGCCAGCCGAAACCGGCUUCUGGGAGCCAGCAGAACCGGAGAAGCUCCGACACAAAUGGCCACCAGACGCACCACCGCGCCGCCCAGCAGCCGUGCGCGCCAGGCCAGGCCCCCCCUGCUCCGGCCACCCCGGCCGGUCCCCUGGCCCACGAGUUCCCCUGGAUGAAAGAGAAGAAGUCAUCCAAGAAGGGCCCAAAGCCCGGGGGCAGCUCCGCCAUCAUCACCCCCGCAUCAUCUUACCCCUCUCCAUCCGCCUCUGGGUACGCUGCGGCGGGCGUCGACUCGCCCACAGCAGACCCCAGCAGCCAGCCGGGUCUGGACCUAGGGGGAGCCGGAUCCCGCCGGUUACGCACGGCCUACACCAACACGCAACUGCUGGAGUUGGAGAAGGAGUUCCAUUUUAACAAGUAUUUAUGUCGGCCGAGGAGGGUGGAGAUCGCCGCGCUGCUGGACCUAACAGAACGGCAGGUGAAGGUCUGGUUCCAGAACCGGAGGAUGAAACACAAGCGGCAGACCACCCACCACCGGGACGGCAGCGCAGGGAGCCCGUCCAGCGGCUUCGAGCCGCUCGAAGGCGCGGACGCGUCCUCUCCGUACUCCAGUCAGCCUCUGGAGGCGUCAGGCAGCGGGGAGAGCACAGAGGGGGACCAGGGGUGCGGCAGCAUGUCAGCCAGCGGGGACAAUGCGCAGCCCACGCUGGAGGACACAGACCGCGUGAGCCUUCCUGAACGCCCACAGCUGCCGGGGACAUCUGGCUCCCCGGACUCCCCGCCGUCAGUCAUCAGGUCCUCGGAGCACAGUGAGGCUGGGCCCCCUGCAGCCCCCGUGGCCCCGUCGGAUCCUCACGGAACCUGCGUGCUGCCGGACCUGACUCUGUUCGGGGAGGACGCCUGCCUGUCCCCCAGCCUGCAGAGCUCCUUGGACAGCCCGGUGGACUUCUCCGAGGAGGACUUCGACUUGUUCACGAGCACACUGUGCACGAUAGACCUGCAACACCUGAACUUCUGAAGCCUGCAGCUCGAGAGAGGAGGACAUGUUGUUCACUGGAGGAGUAACCAUGAUUUCUUCAUGCUGGAGUCCAUCAGAGAACCGAGUUCAUUUCAUUGUUU
Molecule: messenger RNA, 1338 nt
Organism: Nematolebias whitei (Rio pearlfish)
Lineage: Eukaryota; Metazoa; Chordata; Actinopteri; Cyprinodontiformes; Rivulidae
Gene: hoxb2a
Product: homeobox B2a
Exons: 2
Coding region: 53-1237 (394 amino acids)
Biological process (GO): regulation of DNA-templated transcription
Molecular function (GO): DNA binding; DNA-binding transcription factor activity, RNA polymerase II-specific
Source: RefSeq, a predicted model, not a curated record